Molecule: messenger RNA, 750 nt
Organism: Cooperia oncophora
Lineage: Eukaryota; Metazoa; Nematoda; Chromadorea; Rhabditida; Trichostrongylidae
Source: the annotation of a GenBank genome assembly
AUGUUCGAGGAGAAGUUCGUCAUCGCAGUGGCCUCUGCCUGCUCUUCACUGACUAUCGCUGCCUUCCUAAUCGUCAUCCCUUCACUCUACAACACUAUCAACGAGACCCACAAUGAAGUCAUUGAAGGUGUAGCAGCGUUUCGCGUCGAGACCGAUUCUGCUUGGAACCGGAUGAUGGACGUCCAAGUGGAGGUGGCACCUCCAAGCAAGCCGCGACAGCCCGGCAUGCCUGGUCAACCUGGUGCUGAUAACAUGAAUGUAUACGCUCCUAUAAUCUGCCCUCCUCCCGACACAAGUUGCAUACAGUGCCCACCUGGACCUGCAGGUCCACCAGGACAAGAUGGAUUCCCUGGGGCCCAAGGACCCAACGGAAAUCCGGGACUCCCUGGACCUCCCGGUCAAGAUGGACAACCAGGACCUCCAGGACCUCCUGGAGACGCCGGAAUGCCAGGAAAUCCCGGAGUGGUUGGACAGCCUGGACAGCCUGGACAAGACGGUACGACAUCAACUCCAAUCCCAGGAGGUCCUGGGCCUGUUGGACCUAUGGGACUUCCCGGUAAUGCUGGAGCACCUGGAGAACCAGGAACCCCAGGAAAUGAUGGAGCACCUGGUCCAGCUGGGCAGCCUGGAGCACCAGGACAAAAUGGAACUGAUGGUCAACCAGGAAAUUCAGGAGGAAAUGGUGCUCCCGGACCUGAUGCCGCUUACUGCCCAUGCCCACCUCGUUCAACCACCCUGGUCACUCAUUAA